This is a messenger RNA of Solea solea (common sole), 1609 nucleotides long. Its product is annotated as gastrula zinc finger protein XlCGF57.1-like. The record is from RefSeq and is a predicted model, not a curated record. The transcript is spliced from 2 exons. Gene Ontology annotation, biological process: regulation of transcription by RNA polymerase II. Gene Ontology annotation, molecular function: DNA-binding transcription factor activity; RNA polymerase II cis-regulatory region sequence-specific DNA binding. The coding region runs from base 56 to 1609 and encodes 517 amino acids. Lineage: Eukaryota; Metazoa; Chordata; Actinopteri; Pleuronectiformes; Soleidae.
CGAGCGAGCGAGCGAAUGACCUACGGUUAGCUUAGCCUGUUAGCCGAGCUCAGAGAUGUCCCCGUCCCCGUGUCUGUCUCUGUCUCUGUCUCUGCUGAGACACGGUGUGCAGCAGCGCCUCGCAGCGGCCGCGGAGCAGAUUUUCGAGUUGUUUGAAAAAGCCCUCGCGGAGUAUGAGGAUGAAUUCACUCGUUCACUUCAGGAGGAAACCGUCUUCAGACGUCACGUUCACACUGAAGUGUCUGCAGGUGUCCAGCAGGGGGCAGUGAGAAAGGAUGAGGUGGAGCCUGAAUGUCACCACAUUAAAGAGGAACAGGUGGAACCGUGGACCAAUGAGGACGAAGACGUGACCGAGUUCAACUUCAGUCCCGUUAUCGUGAAGGACGAGGACAGACCUGAGCUUCAUCAGAGUCUCACUGAGGACAACAGAGAUGACUGUGGAGGACCAGAAGCAGAUGGACAUUUAGUACCAGUGAGUCCUGAAGCAGCUGAAGACGUUUCUGCCACUGAAGACAGUGAAGAUGACUGGAGGACGAGCAGGAAACGAGCAGGUCUGAAGAAACGUAAAACACAUGUUUCUGUCGCAGAGAAACCGUUUGUUUGCACCGAGUGCGGGAAAGGAUUUAAGCUGAGGGAUCAUCUGAAGGCACACGAGAGGAUUCACACCGGAGAGAAACCGUUCGGCUGCUCCGUCUGCGGCAGGAGAUUCAACCAGAAGUCAAACCUGCGGAGACACGCGGUCACGCACACGGGAGAGAAACCGUUCGUUUGCUCCGUGUGUGGAAACAGAUUUCGCCUCAAGGACAGUCUGAAGUCACACCUGAAAAUCCACACUGGAGAGAAACCGUUCGGCUGCUCCAUCUGCGGGAAAACAUUCAAACAGAAAGAAUAUUUAAUGGAACACACGGUCGUCCACACGGGCGAGAAACGCUUCGGCUGCUCAGUUUGUCACCGCAGUUUUACCUGGCGUCAUCAGAUCAGGAGCCAUCAGUGUGUUAGAGACUUAUCGCUGCUUCACCAGAGUCUCACUGAGGACAGCAGAGAGGACUUUGGAGGACCAGAACCAGCCGGAAACUCAGGUCCAGAUGGACAUUUAGGACCAGUGAGUCCUGAAGCUUCAGGGGCGUUUGCAGCUGAAAAUCUUUCCGGUUCUACGGACGGUGAAGACGAUCAGAGGACGAGCAGGAGACGAGCAGAUCUAAAGAAACUGAAGCCAAAUGUUUCUGCUGCAGAGAAACCGUUUGUUUGCACCGAGUGCGGGAAAGGAUUUAAAGUGCGGGCUCAUCUCAAGGCACACGAGAGAAUUCACACCGGAGAGAAACCGUUCGGCUGCUCCGUCUGCGGAAAAAGAUUCAACCAGAAGUCAAACCUGCGGAGACACGCGGUCACGCACACGGGAGAAAAACCGUUUGUUUGCUCCGUGUGUGGGAACAGAUUUCGCCUCAAGGACAGUCUGAAGUCACACCUGAAAAUCCACACUGGAGAGAAACCGUUCGGCUGCUCCAUCUGCGGGAAAACAUUCAAACAGAAAGAAUAUUUAACCAAACACAUGAUUGUCCACACGGACGGAGACGGGACGAGAGGGGCGGAGCCGCCAACCAGCAGUUAG